AUGAUUCUGGAGCCUACACUGAGAUGGGAAACAAACGAGGAUAAUCAAGACAAAUUAGUGGACGAAGAGAAGAAACCCAUCUACGAGCCAACUGUCCCUUUCUUCAAAGAAAAAUACCAAAUAAAUAAUUGGGAAGUUCAUGGCCUAAGGUUCGGGGUACGUGGGACUGCGUCCCCUCUGCUUAGAUACUUCUUUAAAAACACGGCAUUAGAUUUAAGAGAAAUAAAAGAAAUGUGCUUAGCUGUCAUGAGAGACACACUUAAUAUUAUCCAUGAGCAUUUAUACACUUAA
Macrosiphum euphorbiae (potato aphid) is the source of this 291-nucleotide messenger RNA. NCBI's taxonomy places the organism in Eukaryota, Metazoa, Arthropoda, Insecta, Hemiptera, Aphididae. The record is from the annotation of a GenBank genome assembly.